UUCUGCACAGCCAGACCGUUGUUUUCCUCCCGUCGCCUCUGUCGGACAGACUCAGGAGUUUCAGUCAGAUGGAGUAUAAACUGAUCAUGGCGGUGGCCAGAUUCCCGAGUCUCUACGACCCGGGCUUUCCGACCUACAGAGACCUGAACAUGAGGAGUGAUUCCUGGAGACAGGUCUCAGAGCUCGUCGGUGUUCCCGAGCUCGAGUGCAGGAGGAAGUGGAAGAUGCUGAGGGACCAACACCGCCGGGAGAGGCAGCGGGAGAAGGACAGGCGAGAGAGCGGCAUCGGCCUCCUGAACUACAGGCCUUGGAGAUACUCAGCCAUCCUGUCAUUUCUAAACCCGUUCAUCGAUGCCAGAGCUGCAGGGACCAACGGCUGGGCUCUGGACCCUCAGCCUUCCUUCUUUCAGGCGUCUGAGAUGGUGGGCUGUAGUACAACCACUGAAACACGGAGCGAUGAUGACGACAAUUACGGCAUCGCGGUGGCAGAUGCUACAACAACAACGUCUUCAUCCUCCUCCUCAGAGUUUGUUCAAAGGAAGCGGCCGUCGUCUGCAAGCAGAGACGCUGUCAGACUGAAAGAGGCGAAGAUGGAGGUGAUUUCAGACGCUGCUGCUCCAGACGACAGCGUUCAGACACAACAAGCCCAGCAGGCCAACAUCAGGGAGCUGUUUGAGACUAUCAUGCAGUCUGUUACAUCUCUAGCCUCGUCUUUAGCUUCUACUCAGUCCUCCUCCCAGUCGUCCUCGCAGCUCUCAGAUCAGCUGAUGGCGCCGUCGCCCCCCGCCCUGCAGCUGGACGUACAGGCACAGCGCAGCCUGCCUCCAUCCAGGCUCCACCAGCUGAAGACUGAGGAGCAGGAGGUCAUGGAUGCAGAGCUGUUAGGCCACAUAGAUGGAGAGGAGGAGGAUUUUCACACCCCGUCUCCCAGGCCGAGCCGUUUGUGUAGGAGGACCACCGAUGGCCUUCUGGAGGAGUUCCUGAGGAGGAUGGAGGCCCGGGAGGCUCAAACAGAGCGAGAUGUGGAGAAGAGAGACGAUGUGAUGCUGUUUUUACUCAGCCUGGCUCCGGCUAUGAGGAGACUGACGGCAGAGAAACAGUCGUGGCUCCGCACCAAGAUUCAGCAGCUCGUGCACGAGGCCGAGUUUGGAGCUUCGAACUUUCAGUGAUCCUAAAUGUUUUCUAAAUACGGCACAGACUUCACAUGAGUGGAUUUCAUUAGGGAUGUAAUGAUACCACACAAUACUUAAAAGUUCUAGGCACCAAAUUUGUGUUGUUUCUGGUUUUGGGUUAUGAAAUAUUGCAGGAAACCUCAUGCACAUUGUCUAAAUAGCACAAAUAUGUUAGAAAUGUUUGGACCAAAAUGUUGCAAAUGCAUUUCAACAGUGCAGAGUUCAUUCCUCAACACUGUCCUAUAAAAUAAUUUAAGCUUCUGCCCUUUUUGAUGCUGUUGUUUGUUAAAAUAACAGAGCAUGCAUCAUUUAAAAGUGGUGUUCAACCAUAAAGAAUCUCAAAUUUGGACCACCUUGAUAUAUUUCUAGCUGUAUUAUUUCUGUAACCAGCAGAAGGUGCUGACUCCUCUCGUUCUGUGUCAGUAGCUGAAGAUGAAAUGCACUAAUAAUCAGAGGACAACAUCCUAAUUAAGAAGAGUUACUUUUAUUUAUAAAAUAAAUUUGAAAACAGAAUAUUUUGAAAUGUUCUUGCUGGCGAAUGAAUUCAAAAUUAUCGUUUUCCCAUGCAGUAAAAAACACAAAUAUAUUUUACAAGAUCUCUACCUAUUUAACACAUUCUUUUCUGUGAAAACGAGAUAUCAUAAUUAGGAAACCUCCUGUUACCACAAACUCAUGCCACCUUAGAGUGAAAGUUGGCAGCCCCACAAUAUAUCUUGGGCAGUAUCAAGGCAAUCUGAUGUAAGAUUUCAACAUAAAAGCCUUCUCAAAUAUGCCAUAUUCAGUGUGAAACUGCCUAACUUUAAACUGAAAUAAUGAAGAAACCUCCUGUUACCACAGACUCAUGCCACCUUACUGUUCUUCAGAAUUUGUCAAACUAAUUUUUUAUCACUGAAAAAUCAUUGUUAUCCUGUGACGACAAGUGAGAAACAACCUAAAAUACUCGUUAUUACAAGAAAAUGAAGUGACAUGAAAUGUGUGGGAGUACAGUGCUGUGUGUAAGUUUACAACCCCGGUCGUUCUCUGGAUGUCCUUGCAUCUAACCAGGGGCAUAAGUAAAGUAUCUGUUGACAAAGUCCACACCUUUAGGGCGGGGUCAGGGGUGGAUGUGGUGAGCAAGCACAGCCUAGGGUACUGUCAUGGCAGAUUUAAGAGUUACCACAAGCCCCUGGUCAUGCUGUGGAAGUCCCAAGGACCCGGACAAAGAGAUGCCGUUGGCAUUGAGCCCCCCCUUGGCUGUGGCACAUCAGUGAUGAAUCUGAGUCACAUCUGCUCCAGGUCUCUUUAACGACUCCUAUCAUGUAUCAUUACAUCCCUAACUUCAACUCUCUUCACCAUGAAAAGACUUCAUUUCUCUCCAGUGACAUGAAUCUGCAGCCAAACCUCAUCUUUCUCAUGUUUAUGUUCAUUUUUGAAUAAAAUUCUCUUGUAACAGCA
This is a messenger RNA of Cheilinus undulatus (humphead wrasse), 2606 nucleotides long. RefSeq lists its product as uncharacterized. The transcript has 3 exons. Gene Ontology annotation, molecular function: DNA binding. Gene Ontology annotation, cellular component: nucleus; transcription regulator complex. The record is from RefSeq and is a predicted model, not a curated record. Gene Ontology annotation, biological process: regulation of transcription by RNA polymerase II. The coding region runs from base 69 to 1169 and encodes 366 amino acids. Lineage: Eukaryota; Metazoa; Chordata; Actinopteri; Labriformes; Labridae.